Messenger RNA from Mya arenaria, 930 nucleotides. RefSeq lists its product as uncharacterized. NCBI's taxonomy places the organism in Eukaryota, Metazoa, Mollusca, Bivalvia, Myida, Myidae. The transcript is spliced from 4 exons. The record is from RefSeq and is a predicted model, not a curated record. Gene Ontology annotation, biological process: rRNA processing. Bases 1 to 930 code for a protein of 309 amino acids.
AUGGCUAUUGUACAUUCCAGGAAAAAGACUGUAGCAUGGUCAGUGCCUUUCAAUCCUGAGACCCAGGGAACAACUGUCAAAUCCGGUGCUAAGAGCAAGGUACGAUACUCGGACGGAGUUUUGCGUCGAACCAACUGGGUGGGCAAUGUGCUUGAAGAUACCAUCCUGCAGAUAUUUGCCAAUGGGGAGAUGGAUGUGUUUGUAAACAUAGUCAAGGUUGAAGUUGUUCCAAGCUACUCUGCACUGAAGGUUUGGUGGGAGGCGAGCGGAGUGCAGGAAAAAGACAAACAAACUCAACAGCUCCUUGAAACACAGGCUGGCAAACUCAGGCACUUGUUACUUCAGUCUCAGGUGUGUGGGCGCGUGCCUCCGGUCGUGUUCAUGAGGGAUAUCAGCGUAGCUCGCCAGAAGCAAAUAGAGGAGCUACUUCACAACCUUGACACAGGGCCUCCAGAUACAGAAUUGGAGCAGGAGGAGACAGAGAAAGACAAGCUUGAACAUCAGGGAGAUUGGAAAAGGAAACGAGCACAGAAAUCUGCUGGGCAUAGCAGUGAUUUGGUGGUACAACCAGGUGAAACUGAUGUUGAAAGAAUUGAGUUUGAGGAUAAAUUGUUUGAUAGUCAUGAAGUUGAUAGUAAUAUAUGUGAAGAUGUAUCAUACAGUUUUGAUCAAGAAUUGAGUGUUGAAGAGAAAGGGGUGGAUGGAAAUGAUUCAAAAAGAGUAAGAACUAGUGACUUCAAGUUUAGACAAGAUCUGUAUGGGUUACAGCAUGAUUCCCUCAUGAAGAAAGUGCUAGAUAGCAAGCUGGCAAGAAGGCCCCUUGCUGCAGUAGAGGAAAAAGAAACAUUCAAAAGGGCUUAUAAGCCUUUUAAAGUAUCAAAAAGAAGAUUAGAAAGGCAGACUUAUGGAUACAAUAAUUAUGAUGAUUAG